CACUGCACCACUGGCGCUUGACGUCGACGGUUCCCCCACUAAGAAGCACAGACCUCGCAGCUGACAGUUUGUUUGAGGUUGGAUUUGAUAGGUGCACGCCUCACCCAAGUGGCCGCACCCCCAAAAUUAAGGCCCGUCCUCAUUGGCGCAGGCAAACCCUACUCCGCUUUUGUACACCCGGAGCCCACCAAGAUUCAAAAAAGCAGUGUGCAGGUCGAAUUUCCCCUCUGAGAAAAGUUUGGUGAACACCGCGAUCAGGCCUACCCUCAACCUCCAGCAACCACCGAAAUCCCGUAGGUCGCUCAGUACCAAACCGACAUCAUGGCUGUUCCCGGCACUCAGAUCUCCAAGCGGAGAAAGUUCGUCGCUGACGGUGUCUUCUACGCCGAGUUGAACGAGUUCUUCCAGCGCGAGUUGGCCGAGGAGGGCUACUCCGGCGUCGAGGUCCGCGUCACUCCCACCGUUACCGACAUCAUCAUCCGCGCCACCCACACCCAGGAGGUUCUCGGUGAGCAGGGUCGUCGCAUCCGCGAGCUCACCUCCCUCAUCCAGAAGCGCUUCAAGUUCCCCGAAAACUCGGUCUCCCUCUACGCCGCCAAGGUCCAGAACCGUGGUCUCUCCGCCGUCGCUCAGUGCGAGUCCCUUCGCUACAAGCUCCUCAACGGUCUUGCCGUUCGCCGUGCUUGCUAUGGUGUCCUCCGCUUCAUCAUGGAGUCCGGCGCCAAGGGCUGCGAGGUCGUCGUUUCCGGCAAGCUCCGCGCUGCUCGCGCCAAGUCCAUGAAGUUUACGGACGGCUUCAUGAUCCACUCCGGUCAGCCCGCUAAGGACUUCAUCGACAGCGCCACCCGCCACGUUCUCCUCCGCCAGGGUGUCCUUGGUAUCAAGGUCAAGAUCAUGCGCGGCUCUGACCCCGAGGGCAAGGCCGGCCCCCAGAAGUCUCUCCCCGACGCCGUCACCAUCAUCGACCCCAAGGAGGAGACCCCCGUCGUUCAGCCUAUGAGCCAGGACUACGGUGCUAAGGCCGCUGCUGCCCAGGCUGCUGCUGAGGCUGCCCGCCAGGAGGAGCAGGCUGGUGCUGAGGAAGAGGCUGCCCCUGCCGCUGAGCAAUAGGAUGCUCGCGGUAGAGGUGCUGGACAAUCUCCCAAGAUACCUCAGUCCUACGUCGAUCUGGGUGCUGAGCCUGCGCCCAACAACAGCGAUGACUGGUAAAUCGGAAAAGGGAGCGUUGUGGCAGGGAUGAGGAGAUCUUUCUUUUGGGCGCGCCACACGCUCAUCGGUAUGGUUGCAGGAAUGGGUUUACGGCGUCAACUUUGAGCAUAUUGCAUUGAGUCUGCAAAAGGGAAAACGGACGGGUUGUUGCUUUAUGGAGGGGUGGCUUUGUAACUAUCUACAGAACCCAUGGACAAGGGCAGCAACGUCAAGAUGAUCCUGAUAACACACCGGGAAUAGACCUCCUGAACAAAGUGAACGGGCUCUCUUGUGUGACAUGCCGGUGGUGAAGGGCGCCAGAUGUAUUUUGUUUUAACAAUGUGAUACCACUUGUUUUCUUUG
Molecule: messenger RNA, 1551 nt
Organism: Podospora pseudocomata
Lineage: Eukaryota; Fungi; Ascomycota; Sordariomycetes; Sordariales; Podosporaceae
Gene: RPS3
Product: 40S ribosomal protein S3
Exons: 2
Coding region: 322-1110 (262 amino acids)
Biological process (GO): translation
Cellular component (GO): nucleus; cytosolic small ribosomal subunit
Molecular function (GO): structural constituent of ribosome; RNA binding
Source: RefSeq, a predicted model, not a curated record